CGGAAGUCCUUCGGAAAGGGGCGGUUCCGUGUCAGGUGAUCAGAGUUCGCGUAGGAGGGGUCAGAGGUCCGAUCCUAAAGACUGACGGGGCGGUAGGACCGGCCAGUCGCGGACAGACCGACAGCCUGGCACGGCCUUGGAGGCGAUAGCUCCGCGGAGGAGGAUUUCCCUGGCAGAAUCUUCACCAAAAACUUUGCUGACAGCCAAGGAUGGCGAGCAAGGGGCCGUCGGCCUCUGCAUCCCCUGAGAACUCCAGCGCAGGGGGCCCCAGUGGGAGCAGCAACGGCGCUGGGGAAAGCGGAGGGCAGGACAGCACCUUCGAGUGCAACAUCUGCCUGGACACAGCCAAGGAUGCCGUCAUCAGCCUGUGUGGCCACCUCUUCUGUUGGCCAUGUUUACAUCAGUGGUUGGAGACCAGACCUAAUCGACAGGUGUGUCCAGUUUGCAAAGCUGGCAUCAGCCGAGACAAAGUCAUCCCGCUCUACGGCAGGGGCAGCACUGGACAGCAGGACCCCAGAGAGAAGACCCCUCCCCGUCCUCAGGGACAGAGACCAGAGCCAGAGAACAGAGGGGGAUUUCAAGGAUUUGGAUUUGGAGAUGGUGGCUUUCAGAUGUCUUUUGGAAUUGGGGCAUUUCCCUUUGGGAUUUUUGCCACAGCAUUUAACAUAAAUGAUGGGCGACCUCCUCCAGCUGUCCCUGGGACGCCCCAGUAUGUGGAUGAGCAGUUCUUGUCACGCCUCUUCCUGUUUGUGGCCCUGGUGAUCAUGUUCUGGCUCCUGAUAGCCUAAUGCUGGACUCUGCCUGCAUCCAUCCGUCCAGAGCCACUGGACUGGUCACGUGCCACCCUCACUCCUGGUGUUUGGCUUCCUGGCUAAUCCUGACCCCUGCAAUCAGUGGGGGUUGUAACACAUCAAGGAGUCUCGCUUCUCCCUCAGAACUUGGGAGCUCAAGACGAGUUGUCAAGGAUCCCCGAGUGUCACCACUGCUGUAAACACCCUGCUGUAACCUCAGGCCUUGGCUCUGAGUCCUCUCUCACCAGUGACUCCGUGAGAUCCUGUUCCAGCCAGUUUAGCAGGUCCUGACUGCACAGGGAGGAGGUGGGGUCGAGGCACUCGGAGUGCCAUCUCACCGGAGCUUAGUCCUGCGAAACCAAGGGAUGAGCCAAAUGGUAUUUCUGGAAACUUGCAUCUCUUCGCCCUUGAUAGAGGCCUCAGAAGCCAGAGGGGCUUCUCAUACCGAGGGGGUUCUCCCUUCCCGUGCUGCUCUGUUCUCUUUCCUCAUACUGCCCCACCCCCAACCCUGCACCCCUUCCUCAGCAGAGACUCAAGAAAUUACUGUCCCAGGAAGACCCUAAUUGUGGCAGCUGAAGCUGGUGUCAUUUCAUGAAGUCACCAGAGAUGCAAAGAUCUCUUAGCGGCCCUGGUGUCUUCAGCCCCAGAGAGCAGCUGGAGCGGCCUCCGGAUCUCUCGUCAGCUUUCCUGCCGAACCUGUGUGCACCUGACUCCCCCUGGCAGAGGGCACAUGGCCUAGACUGCCGCUGACGCCGGGACCGACUGCUGUGUGUUAGGAGAGACCUGGUGCCAGGGCUUUGGAGCUCUGCAGGAACAAGCAAGGAGCAGCCCUGCCCGACCUCGAGGCUGUGAGAGCUGGGCCCCACCCAGAGAAAACCGGCGCUCUGUCAGCUCAGCCCAGCCGCGUGUUCAAGACCACCAUCCUCAGAGGCUGAGUUGUGCUUUGUGAAGACACGCGAAGAGGGAGAGCAGCAUGUGAGCGGGUCUUGGUGUAGCUGCUUGGCUGAAGCCUGUGCAGCCUGGGCCUCCCGAGCAGCCGCCUUGUUGAUUGGGCAAGCCAGGCAGCAGGGCCUGGGAGCCUCCACACAGCGGGAUGAUGUGGGCUUCCUUCCGUGGAAUCCGGGGAAAGCAUCCAACCCAAGCCCUUGAUCUGUUUCUCAGUUCCAAAUCUGACUGACGUAGUAUGGGCCCUGGCAGGUAAGGGCCGUUCACCUGGUGGGCUGUGCUGUUCCUCCUCUGCCAGCCACCUCCUGCAGAACCCCGAGGGUGACGAGAGAUGGACUUCCUAACAUCGCCAGCCACACUGCCCCUGGCUAACCCCAGCAAGAGCCACAAAAUGCUAGAAAGCCACACUUAGUGCUCCUCCCCCGCCCCCAAUAUGACUCUGUUUCUAGUUUGUGGAAACCAAGCCCUUGAAGAUGGUGAGGGAAGCCCUCCUCCCCUCUCUGCAGCCCCCACGCCUUCCCCUUUGCACCUGUCAGUGCCAGAGUUCAGUGUUUAAAGAGACAAAACAAAGUGUUGAGCUGGUGGUUCAGCUGCUGAAUCCACGUGAGUGGGAAUAAACCGCAGCCCUGCGGCGCGCCUGAUGGGCCUUCGGCAACCUUGGGCACUCACUCAGGUGCGCUGUUCUCCUCACCUUCCGGAAGUCCCCAGCAGAGGGCCCUUGGCGUUCCUCUGCCGUAGAGAGAGUUGGGCGUGCAACUGCCUGAAUGCAGCAGCCCCCAGCUAGAGGAGGGAGAGAAGACUUGGGGUACAUGGCCUCAGCAAAGCUGAGUUUCCAGAAGGAAGAUUCAAGAAGACUUGUGGAUAGGACGAUGAAUCGCUUGGACUCUAAAGAAACAGGGUGAGCCCAGGAGAGCUCUGCCAGCAGAGGCAUCUUGGGAACCUGCCAGCAAGGCCAGGCCGACCACACCCUUUGCUUCUGAACCUCAGAGGUCCCCAUUCACCCUCCGCCAGGAGCUGGGGCAGGAGAGCCGACAGGGAGCCCUUCCGCUACCCCUCCACGGGCUCACCCGCUCCCCCUCUGCGAAGGCAGCGCCCCUCUCUUUCAUGUGUUUCCCGUGUUCUCAGCCUCUAGCCGCCUCCUGCUACCCUUGUGGACUAGGACCAGACCCGGUUCCUGACCACAGGCAGAAAAUGGUGAAAUAUGUACAGUGGCACACCUCGACCAGUCACUAAUUUUCACUGUGGUGAAAGUGAUUUCGACUUAGAAUUAAACAAAUGGUUUUACAUUA
Messenger RNA from Oryctolagus cuniculus (rabbit), 3025 nucleotides. RefSeq names its product ring finger protein 185 (gene RNF185). Gene Ontology annotation, biological process: ubiquitin-dependent protein catabolic process. Gene Ontology annotation, molecular function: ubiquitin protein ligase activity; metal ion binding. The record is from RefSeq and is a predicted model, not a curated record. NCBI's taxonomy places the organism in Eukaryota, Metazoa, Chordata, Mammalia, Lagomorpha, Leporidae. Gene Ontology annotation, cellular component: endoplasmic reticulum.